Aspergillus piperis CBS 112811 is the source of this 1206-nucleotide messenger RNA. RefSeq lists its product as uncharacterized. The record is from RefSeq and is a predicted model, not a curated record. Bases 1 to 1152 code for a protein of 383 amino acids. The transcript is spliced from 4 exons. Lineage: Eukaryota; Fungi; Ascomycota; Eurotiomycetes; Eurotiales; Aspergillaceae.
AUGAAUUCAGCAUUUUACACAACGGCAAUUACCACCAUGGAGCAGUUCAUCGACAUCGUUUCCCAGUACUUCCCCAUGCUUGAUGUCCUUCGCAACAUAGAAACGCCACGAAGACUUGCUGCCAACGGCGAAAUGUCGCCUCCAAAAUCGUCACCUGUCAUACAUCUUCUUCGCAACAACCCGGAAUUAUACAGAGGGUUAGAAAAGGCUGCGCUGGCAACGGGUCACGUAGAAGAGGGCCUUCGGCGUCAACUAUACCACGCGCAGCAGUCUAAGGAGUCGAUGAGAUUAGAGCUGGCUAAAAAGCAAUCGGACAUCCGAUCACUCACGCAGCAGAUACAAGCUCUAAAUUUUCAGCCAAACGUUCUCUCUGACGACGAUAUCGCACAAAAUAUGAGACGGCUCCUACAGCGACUUCGAAACUGGUCCAAUACCUACUUUCGCGACUUGGAACAGCUGAACAAACUCAGACAGCAUCUCGAGCACAAUGGAGCAAUGUUUGUACCUCGAGGCCCACAUGAGGUUCGAGCGUUUAUCGCCUCUGUCGUCAGCCAGAUUCUGUUUCAGCGCAUAUUCAGUUUAUACCUACUAGGGUUACCCAAUGAAGAAUCGGGAAGAUUCGUGUCUAUUGCAGAGACACUACGGCAGAACUGCCCCGGGAAUACUGAGCAUCACUGGCGCACGGCCACAAGCAUAGCUGCGGAGAAUCUUGGAGCAAAGCGAUAUAAACAUGGUGGCAUCUCAAGUGGAGAUAAUGCUCUCGCAGAGUGUAUGCAGUUCAAGCGCGAUCUAGAUCGUCAACUGAGCCGCUAUCAUUUCUUUCGCAGUGCCUUGAGAGAUAACUUUGCCCCGGAUUAUAUGCAGCAUGCUAUACCUUUCCAGGAAGUUGCAGGUCGUGUUCAAUGCACGCUGUGGCCCGGCUUGUACAAAGAGUCAACGAGCGGAGCUCUCGUUGUAGUACCAGAGACGGUCCUGGCUACGAAAGAUGCAGAAGAUCAGAGCCCAACCUGUACAGAGGUGUCAAACACUCUGGUUCCGGGUUUGCAGGACGUGUCAGACCACCUAUCGGACAGUGGGGAGAACAUCGAUAAUGAAGGUGUUUCCUGCAGGGAUUUGGCCUUUGACAUUGAACUCGGAGGGGAUACUGUGUGAAUGCAGGCCUCAUUCCAUAAUAAUUGAAAUAGGCUAUAGUCAUUUAUUCUUGAC